Messenger RNA from Pristis pectinata (smalltooth sawfish), 1458 nucleotides. RefSeq names its product cholinergic receptor, nicotinic, alpha 6 (gene chrna6). Gene Ontology annotation, biological process: regulation of membrane potential; chemical synaptic transmission; signal transduction. The record is from RefSeq and is a predicted model, not a curated record. Gene Ontology annotation, molecular function: transmembrane signaling receptor activity; acetylcholine-gated monoatomic cation-selective channel activity. Lineage: Eukaryota; Metazoa; Chordata; Chondrichthyes; Rhinopristiformes; Pristidae. The transcript is spliced from 5 exons. Gene Ontology annotation, cellular component: postsynaptic membrane; neuron projection; synapse. The coding region runs from base 116 to 1417 and encodes 433 amino acids.
UCUUGGCUCCAAAGCUGAAGACCGUCUAUUCCGGAGAAUAUUCCGCCGAUAUAAUCAAUACAUUAGGCCGGUGGAGAAUGUCUCUGACCCGGUGACAGUGCAGUUCGAGGUCUCCAUGUCUCAGCUGGUCAAAGUGGAUGAAGUCAACCAAAUAAUGGAGACAAAUCUUUGGCUGCGGCAUAUCUGGAAUGAUUACAAAUUCCGAUGGAAUCCAGUUGACUAUGAUGGAAUCAAGUACAUCCGAGUUCCAUCUGACAAGAUUUGGAAACCAGAUAUUGUGCUGUAUAACAAUGCGGUUGGAGGUUUCCAAGUUGAAGAUAAAACCAAGGCCCUUCUUAAGUAUGAUGGCACUGUUACCUGGAUGCCUCCUGCUAUUUUCAAAAGCUCUUGUCCAAUGGACAUCACCUAUUUUCCCUUUGACUAUCAGAAUUGUUCAAUGAAAUUUGGAUCGUGGACCUAUGACAAAGCUAAGAUUGACCUAGCAAUCAUAGGAUCCAAAGUAAAUCUGAAGGACUUCUGGGAGAGUGGCGAAUGGGAGAUCAUUGAUGCCCCUGGAUAUAAACAUGAACUUAAGUAUAAUUGUUGUGAAGAGAUUUAUCCAGACAUCACUUACUCUUUCUACAUACGUAGACUACCUUUGUUUUACACUAUCAACCUGAUCAUUCCCUGCCUAUUAAUCUCUUUCUUAACUGUUCUAGUUUUUUAUCUGCCCUCUGACUGUGGGGAAAAGGUCACUCUCUGCAUAUCUGUCCUCCUCUCUUUGACAGUAUUUCUGCUGGUUAUCACUGAAACUAUCCCUUCCACCUCACUGGUGAUCCCUCUGAUUGGCGAAUACCUCUUAUUCACAAUGAUUUUUGUGACUCUCUCUAUCAUCAUAACGGUCUUUGUCCUGAACGUCCAUUAUCGAACACCAACCACCCACAUCAUGCCAGAGUGGGUUCAAAAAGUCUUCUUGGAAUUCCUACCCAAAGUUAUGUUGAUGAGGAGGCCUUUAGAAGGAAAGAAAGCUGAGAAAUUAAGAAGCAGGCAAAGGAAGGAUAAAUGUACCCGGAAAGAUUGUGCCAGCCAUCUGGAAUAUGAUAACUUCAAGUCGGCCAAAGAUCAGCUAAGGUCCUGCUGCUUGUACUGCAAGGAGCCCAUGAGCACUGUGACCUCUAACCUGCGAGGUCAAAUCAGUCCUCAGUCACUUAACUCUCUGCUGAGUGUCUCAAUUCUUUCUUCUGAAAUUCAACAGGCAAUAGAGAGUAUCAGAUAUAUUGCAGACAACACAAGAAGUCAGAAUGAAGCCAAAGAGGUGGAGGAUGAUUGGAAAUAUGUGGCUCUGGUAAUUGACAGGAUAUUCCUGUGGGUUUUCACAUUAGUUUGUGUUCUGGGAACUGCAGGAUUGUUUCUACAGCCAUUGAUGGCUACAGAGUAAUUAUGUAGCAUUUGAUAUCUUUUAAAGUCAUUGGUGUUAAG